Messenger RNA from Branchiostoma belcheri (Belcher's lancelet), 1883 nucleotides. RefSeq names its product neuronal acetylcholine receptor subunit alpha-10-like. The coding region runs from base 297 to 1715 and encodes 472 amino acids. Gene Ontology annotation, molecular function: acetylcholine binding; acetylcholine-gated monoatomic cation-selective channel activity; acetylcholine receptor activity. The record is from RefSeq and is a predicted model, not a curated record. Lineage: Eukaryota; Metazoa; Chordata; Leptocardii; Amphioxiformes; Branchiostomatidae. Gene Ontology annotation, cellular component: acetylcholine-gated channel complex; neuron projection; synapse. Gene Ontology annotation, biological process: monoatomic ion transmembrane transport; regulation of membrane potential; nervous system process. The transcript has 9 exons.
UAGUCAAUUGUUUAAGGCACAAAAAGAACAACCACCAGUUGAAUUGGUUACGCCCUUGGGGGGCACGUGGUCGUUCGGGCUUAUUUGACCCUAUUAUCCCACCGACCAACCGGAGGCCUUGUACCACAAACACUAACCAAACAAUACACCCAACCUGAGUCCUCAACGCUGAAUAGGAAUGAAAAGGCUCACCACUCGACACAGUUGACCGAACACCGGAUCCUCAAUGCUUAAAACGGACCCCGUACGCUAGCUACAUAACUGUGUGAAAGAUCACCCACCAGGGAACGUUUAAGAUGUCGCGAAGGGGUUGGAGUAUCGUAAUCGCCGCGAGUUGCCUUCUAACAACCGUAUUCUGUCAGCAGCAGAAUCUGAACGAAGCUUCAUUGAUUAAGACACUGUUACAAGAUUACACCCCAGAGUCAAGGCCCGUACUGGACUCAACUAACGCCGUCAGAGUGACCAUCGAUCUCGCACUCUCACAAUUAAUUGACUUGGAUGCCAAGCGACAAGAGCUGAAGACAAAUAUAUGGCUCAGACACUACUGGAAGGAUGAGUAUUUGACGUGGAACGCGUCUGAGUACAAUGGACUAGCAGCCAUCCGUAUUCCCAGUAACCAAAUAUGGAGACCAGAUAUUGUACUUUACAACAGGCGGUUCGAGGAGGGGUAUGCUGACACCCCGGACACAAACGCAGUGAUCUACAGCGAUGGGAGUGUCAACUGGAACUACCCUACCACAAUUCAGAGCUCCUGUGUAGUCGACAUCACGUACUUUCCAUACGACAAACAAGAAUGUCUCCUGACUUUUGGUUCAUGGACCUACGAUGGUUUUGCCAUUGACCUCUACAACAGAACAGGGGUAGGAGAUCUGAACAAUCUCAUCGAAAGCGAGGAAUGGCAGAUGAUCGAAAUGCAAGCAGUGCGGAACGUGAUCAUCUAUGGCUGCUGUCCGGAGCCCUACCCGGAUGUGACGUACCACAUCAGGAUUAAACGGAAGUCGCUGUUCUACAAUUUCUACAUGGUUGCGCCGUGCAUCGUGCUGGUCCUGCUGGCCGUGCUGGGGUUCUGCCUGCCGAUGGACUCCGGGGAGAAGCUGUCCCUCGGCAUCACCAUGCUGCUGUCCCUCGUCGUGUUCGCACAGAUCGUCAGCGACAAACUCCCGGCAUCCUCCAGGGCCAUCCCCCUCAUAGGUCAAUUCUUUGGGAUAAGUAUCGUGGUGGUGACCCUGAGCUCUGCGGCGACCGUCAUCGCCAUGAACCUGCACUUCCACGGCCCCAUGCCCCAGCUGAUCCCCAGCUGGCUCCGUCCACUUCUGUACAUGCGCAGGUGCAGGUCCAACAAGACCGCCAGCACCACAGAGAACCCGGAUCUGAAGACCGUGUACGAGAACGUCAACCCCGCCCUGGACCUGGGCCCGGUCAAGCCGCCCAAGAUCUCCUCCACCCCCGAGCCGAACGACAACCAACUCCAACCCCUGAGCAAAGACUCCAGCAACAGUGGCCGGAUCUUCCUCCUGCUGGACCGGAAGUUGGACUCCAUGAUCGCGCACCUCAAGACCAUCGUGGCCCGUCAUUACCGGAAGGACACGCGCGACGCCCGCAGCGACGAAUGGAAGCAGCUGGCCAUCGUCGUCGACAGGAUUCUGCUCGGCACUUUUAUGUUCAUCGCACUGGUCGCUACUGCUGUGCUGCUCGGGCCAUAUGCUGGCACCUAAUUCUUUUCAUUUAUUUCCACUCUCUUCCUUUUUUUCAUUAUCCCUCUUCUAAUUCUAACCUACUCUCCAAUCAGUGGUUUGGGCUUCCGUUUCGCAGAGGGAUACUGCUUUGUAGCAACCCAAAAGAUCUGCUUGGCGAUUAAUACUAACCAACUCCCUGGUAGAACA